AUGGGAUUUGAGAUUGAGAAGUACAAAAAGAUUGCGAAUGGAUGGUACCAAGAGUUCAUGAAGGAGGCGGACACCUUAACCAAAUACUUUGCUUUUGGCGCACCAAAGAACAAAGACAAAGCGAUGAAAAGAAUAACUAAAAACACCGACCUGUUCAAGGAGAUCUACCUUGUUUUCUUCAUCAUUAUCUAUACCGUCUUUGUGUUUGUAUGCCCUUCUAUCUUAAUCAGCGGAAUCUGCGCACUCCUUGUCGCAGUCAUCUAUUCACUCUGUGAUGACUUUGGUGUUGAAGCUAUCGCAAAACUCCCGCCGAUGUAUAUCCAAAUUGCUAUGGCUGUCGUUCUUGUCAUUGUCUCUCUUAUUGCAGGUGAUAUCACUUAUGUUCUUUCCGCAAUGUUCAUCUCAUUAAUCGUGAUUGGCACUCAUGCUGCGUUGGCAAGUAAAUCCGCUAAAAUCAAAGGAGACAUCAAAAAGGGUGUCGAAGGAAUGAAGAAAGAUAUUAAGAAAGAACUUGAUUAA
This is a messenger RNA of Entamoeba invadens IP1, 519 nucleotides long. RefSeq lists its product as hypothetical. NCBI's taxonomy places the organism in Eukaryota, Evosea, Mastigamoebida, Endamoebidae. The record is from RefSeq and is a predicted model, not a curated record. The transcript has a single exon. Gene Ontology annotation, cellular component: Golgi apparatus. Bases 1 to 519 code for a protein of 172 amino acids.